Molecule: messenger RNA, 585 nt
Organism: Venturia canescens
Lineage: Eukaryota; Metazoa; Arthropoda; Insecta; Hymenoptera; Ichneumonidae
Exons: 4
Coding region: 13-414 (133 amino acids)
Source: RefSeq, a predicted model, not a curated record
UUCGGCGAAGCGAUGCAGGCUAUUGCCGAUUACGCUCGACAACUUCUCCUCGAUCAAGCCAAAAUCAAUUCGUUUAUCACGUAUCUGAAAGGCUUUUGGCUACGAAAUGCGGACACCGUUUCCAUGUUCGGUUCGAGUAUUCGAACAAACAAUAUAGCUGAGUCAUGCCACCGUCACAUUCUCAGACGACUCGGUGAUAUUCAUCCAUCCAUAUCGAUGUUCAUUCCCCGACUUGCCAAUUAUAUCAAGAAGACUGAACUGGAUUGGCAAGAGAUGGACCAAGGGGGUGCUACUCUAUUACCACCGUCAAGCUACACAACGAUCAAAAGAUCAGCAUAUUCAGCACUUACAGGCGAUGCUACAAUCGAAUCGGAUAAACAUUUUAGAUUUCCUCAUUAUGAGUGUACCCCGUAACGAACAAGAAGAAAUCAACGCGCGAUUAGAUUUACAAGAAGCCGAUGAAAUUGAAUUUGGUGCCGAGGAAGCAGAAAUAGAGAGAGAUUUGCUUGGUCCCGCAGACCCGAUCGAAGCCAAUCAUCAAGAAAAUGUUGUACAACCCUACAGAGGUAAUUAUUAUAAGCAUCC